AUGUCGUCGCCCCCUCCCAAGCAGCAGAGCAGCGUGCCCCCCAAGGCGCCCGGACACGACAGCAGGCCGCUCUACUCGCGCCUCGCCAGCACCUCGAAGAGGUUCAUCGGUCGCGAUCCCCAGCUGGCCCCGCUCGCCUUCGUGAGUGAGUAUGGCUUCCUCCGCAAGCUCUCGUCCUUUGGCACAGUCGCCGUCGCCGCCUAUUGGUACAGCGCCAAGGUGCGCGGCACCGUGACCGAGGACCGCAUGCAAAAGUCGGGCGGCGCCGACGUGCACGCUGCGGGCGCGGCUCCCACCCAGGCCCAGAGCCUGGGCGCGGGCACCAGGUCCGACUACGCGUCGCCCAAGACGACGCCCAACGACGGCACCCUGGGUCGCAAGAUCAAGGAGCUCGCCGCCGACGACCGCGCCCAGAAGAACAGGGACCAGAAGGACAGGGUGCACGAGCUGCGCGACGAAGUGGGCGCCAAGAAGGACGAGUGGAAGGACGCCGCCAAGCAGAAGAUCCAGGUCAGCCGCUGA
Messenger RNA from Pseudozyma flocculosa PF-1, 522 nucleotides. RefSeq lists its product as uncharacterized. Lineage: Eukaryota; Fungi; Basidiomycota; Ustilaginomycetes; Ustilaginales; Ustilaginaceae. The transcript is spliced from 4 exons. The coding region runs from base 1 to 522 and encodes 173 amino acids. The record is from RefSeq and is a predicted model, not a curated record.